AUGCGCAGCGGCUUCCAGGCUGCUGGCCGCUUUCAAGAGGCUGCUGCGCUGAAUGGCCGCAGCGACGAACAACAAAGCCAACCGCCCCACCAGCCUGCUGCUUCCGCCCUAUCCCCCAGCCACAAUUGGACACCAUGGGCCUGGCCGACUCAAACAGCAUCAUGGAAUAA
Puccinia triticina is the source of this 170-nucleotide messenger RNA. RefSeq lists its product as uncharacterized. NCBI's taxonomy places the organism in Eukaryota, Fungi, Basidiomycota, Pucciniomycetes, Pucciniales, Pucciniaceae. The annotation marks the transcript as partial. The record is from RefSeq and is a predicted model, not a curated record. The transcript has a single exon.